AUGAGCUCCUGGUCAACUUGGCCUUUUUUUCUGCAGCUUUUUGUAGUUUGGGUGGCGUACAAUGGCAUCCAGGUUGCCCUGCAGGCUGCCUUUGGUCGCCGUUACCGCUCCUUUCUUGAGGGCUGUGGCCUUAGCCUCGGGUCCUUUGGCUUUCGCUGGCAUACUUCUCGGGCCGAUCGCCUAGCCGUCUUCAUCUCACGAUGGGGCGUCAACUUUUGGCGCCAUUGGUUCGCGGUGGGCGGUCAUGUCAGCGUGGCCAUUAUGGUUCUUGCCAUUCUCCUCGUCUUCUAUAACCUCGGCUCUCUGCUGAUCGCUGUUCUCCACGCGGCCCUCGUUCAGUCGACUCGUGGCUUUUCUCGCCGUCUCAGCGAAGUCGACCCUAACAAUUACAGCGUCACCGGCAGCUCCGCGGGAGCACCGUCCACCGCACAUCACCCGCCGAGCACAGAGGGGCUGGGGCAUGAGCCAGUCAUGAUGGUCGUCCCCCUUAUUCCCGGCGUCAACCUGCCCGUGAGCCAUUUGGGCUACCUCAUCGUUGCCGUGUUUAUCAACGCCGUCCUUCACGAAAUCGGUCACGCCGUGGCGGCGCGCUGUCAGGCCGUUUUUGUGCGCAGUGGCGGCGCCUUCUUCACCGUGGUCUAUCCGGGAGCCUAUGUCGAGCUCGACACGGAGCACCUUCAAAACUGCACCCCAUUUCAACAGCUUCAAAUUGCCGGCGCAGGCAUAUGGCACAACGUGAUCCUCACACUCAGUGCCGCGCUCUUACUCAUCAUCUUUCCUGAUGGUGACUGCGUUACAGAGACCAUUGCGGACUGGAACGAGUGUCUGAGGAAUGUCUUUGUGUAUAUCGCGUCUUCUGUUUCAACUCAUGGCCUUGCCUGGUUCGACCGCGGCCACAGCUUGUGUUUUACGCACGCCGCUCUCGAGAUGCGCAACCGUUUUCACAAUUUCAGCUGUCUGCCUGCCCGCCAGAUUUCACCGAGUCUAGCCUUGGUGAACGCCCUGCCCUGCAUCCAGUUUGAUGGCGAGCUCGUUCUCAACCAGGCCAUGACGCUCUUGCUAUCAUCGAGUCGCUUUGACGAGGAGCGCCGUGUGUUCCUUGUGCAUGCCAUUGUGCUGCUCAUGACCGCGGCUAGUGCGCUGCUGCUGGUUUGCAGCUUGAUAUGGCAGCUGGUCGUGACGUGA
This is a messenger RNA of Monosiga brevicollis MX1, 1185 nucleotides long. RefSeq lists its product as uncharacterized. Gene Ontology annotation, biological process: membrane protein intracellular domain proteolysis. The record is from RefSeq and is a predicted model, not a curated record. The coding region runs from base 1 to 1185 and encodes 394 amino acids. Gene Ontology annotation, cellular component: membrane; cytoplasm. The transcript has 5 exons. Lineage: Eukaryota; Choanoflagellata; Craspedida; Salpingoecidae. Gene Ontology annotation, molecular function: metalloendopeptidase activity.